Molecule: messenger RNA, 1161 nt
Organism: Adineta steineri
Lineage: Eukaryota; Metazoa; Rotifera; Eurotatoria; Adinetida; Adinetidae
Source: the annotation of a GenBank genome assembly
AUGAUGAGCCCCAAGACAAAUAAUCUUGAUCAAAUUGAAAUGAACAAAUCACAUGAAAUAUUAAAUGGAAAAGGAACAACUGGUGGUUUAUUAUCAACAUUUAAUCGUAAACGACGUCAUACAUUUGAUGUCGAUUUAAAAGUUGAACGUGUUCUUUCUCUUCCAUAUGCAAAUGGAAAAUUUUUCUUUAAAAUUCGUCUUUUAAAUGGUGGAAAUCAUAUUUAUACAUGUCAUGAACGAUUUGAAGUUCAUGAAAAUAAAGUUGAAUUUAAUAUCAAUGAUCAUUUUACAGUCAGAAUGACAUCCCGUGUUGAUAAUUUUACACUUGAUCAUUGUCUCUGUCGAAUUUCAAUACGAAAAGAAGGACGUGGUGGUCGUUCCUAUGAAAAAAUUGGUUUUUAUGAUUUGGAUUUAGCAUCAGUUGCUGGAAGUGGUGAUGAAUCAAAAGCAUGUCUACUUAAUGGUUAUCAACAAACAAAUAGUAGUCCAGCUAAUGCUUAUCUUGAGAUAAGUAUGAAAAUAACAAUUCUUGAAGGUGAUCAUAUUUUUCGAAGACCAGAUAAUGAUCAUCCAUAUAUAAAAGUUGAACAAGCUUUACCAAAUAAAAAAACUCAUGAUCAAUGUACAGAUGAAUGUUCAUCAACAAUGAGUACAUCAGCUGGUGAACUUUAUCCACCAUCAACAACAAAUUCAAAUCGUGGUCAUUCUCGUCAAGCGAGUAAAAGUAGUGUUUGUUCAAAUUAUUCAACAAAUAGUGUCAAUAGUACAAAUAAUUCAAUUUCACAUGAGAAAAAUCAUUUGAGACAUUUAUUAAAGGAGUCACAUCAUUUUCACAAUUCCCAUUCUGAUCCCAAUAUGCUUGCUAAUGUCAGGCAAGGUAGUGACGAAGAGAGUUAUCAACAAUCACAACGACGUGUUAAUCAUAAAAGAAGAACUCCAUUUAUUGAUCAAUUUGGAGAUAUUCAAAGAAGAUUACAUUCAACAAGAAUUGAUGCUACAGAAAUAGUCAAUAGUGUCAUGAAUAAUAAUGCUAAAACAGUAGGAAAUUCUAAUGGUUAUUUAUGUUUAUUGUAUGAUGAAGAUGGAACAGCACAUGUUGGUUCAUCAUCAUCAUGUCAAUCUCUUCAGUCAACACCAGCGUCUCUCUUUGUAUCUACCUAA